AACAAACUAAAUAUAUAUUUACCGAGAUAUCGAAUCCGAAUGAAGAGAUUAUGAAACAACCAGAGAACUGAGAGAGAGAGAUUGUGCGCGCACUGCCCUUGGGUGUCUUCAUUUUCAUCCCCAAACUCUCUGAUUACUCAAAAAAAAAACAAAACGAAGAACAGAUAAAAUUUGUGAAGAUGCAGGCGAACAUUUGGAGCAUGAUGACAACAGUCAGGCCUGCAGUUGUCAAACGUGUCGUCAACCCCACGAUAUCGAUAAUGCAGCAAAGAAGAUAUACCAGUUCUAUCGAUGCUGAUGUUGUGGUGAUUGGGGCUGGACCUGGAGGAUAUGUAGCUGCUAUCAAAGCUGCUCAACUUGGAAUGAAUACAGUCUGCAUCGAGAAAAAUCCAACUCUUGGAGGAACUUGUCUCAAUGUUGGAUGCAUCCCCUCCAAAUCACUCCUCAAUAACUCACAUUAUUAUCACAUGGCACACAGUGGAGACUUGCAAAAUCGAGGGAUCGUUGUUGAAAACGUGAAAUUGAAUCUUGACAAGCUCCUGGAGCAGAAGGACAACGUGGUGAAGGCACUGACCGGAGGAAUCGCUGGGUUAUUCAAGAAAAAUAACGUCAAGUGGGUGAAGGGUCAUGGGAAGAUAACAGGGAAGAAUCAAGUGAGUGCUCUUGGAGCUGAUGGAUCCGUGGAUACCACCAUCAACACCAAGAAUAUCAUCAUUGCCACUGGCAGCGAGGUAACUCCUUUCGCUGGGAUUGAGGUGGAUGAGAAGACAAUUGUUUCCUCAACAGGUGCUCUUUCCUUGAAUCCUGUCCCCAAGAGGCUCAUCGUCAUUGGGGCUGGGGUUAUUGGACUGGAAUUGGGAUCAGUGUGGCAGAGGCUGGGAUCAGAGGUCACAGCUGUUGAGUUCAUGCCAUCGAUAGGAGGUGCAGGAAUCGAUGGUGAAGUCAGCAAAACACUCCAGAAGGUCCUCGCAAAACAGGGACUUAGCUUCAAACUUGGGAAUAAGGUGACAGCAGCUGAGAGAACCAGUGAUGGAAUUAAUGUGACGAUUGAGGACGCCAAGGAUCCCAGCAAGAAGGAGACCCUGGGGUGUGAUGUCCUGUUGGUCUGCGUGGGCAGGCGGCCAUAUACUCAGAACUUGGGACUCGAGGAUUUGGGAAUUGAGAGGGAUGAAAAGGGCAGAGUUCCAGUCAACAACAGAUUUCAGACAGUGGUACCCAAUAUUUAUGCAAUUGGUGAUUGCAUUCAUGGGCCCAUGUUGGCUCACAAGGCCGAGGACGAGGGAAUUAUCACAGUAGAAGGCAUCGCCGGUGGUGCUGUUCACAUCGACUACAACUGCGUUCCGAGUGUCGUUUACACCCACCCAGAAGUUGGUUGGGUAGGGAAGACAGAGGAAGACCUCAAGAAGGAGGGAAUUGACUACAAAGUAGGUAAAUUCCCCUUCAUGGCCAACUCCAGAGCCAAAACAAACCUCGAGACCGAUGGUUUCUGCAAAGUCCUGGCCUGCAGUAACACCGACAAAAUCCUGGGUGUUCACAUGAUUGGACCAGCUGCUGGUGAGCUCAUUAAUGAGGCUGUACUUGCGAUGGAGUAUGGGGCAAGUGCCGAGGACGUCGCCAGAGUCUGUCAUGCACAUCCCACAUGCUCUGAAGCCCUCAGAGAAGCUCAUCUCGCUGCCUACUUCGGCAAACCCAUCAACUUCUAAUUGAUGUCAUCAAAAACCGAACGAAACGAAAGACAAACUUGUCUUUUACUUCGCUUUUAACCCCUAGUCUAAAGACGAGAGUGAUGAGCAGAAAUGGAAGAGUAAGUCAGGCACUAUUUAAAAAAUUCAAUGAACACUGCACUUUCGCUCAAACCCGUGAGAUUGGUGGGUUGUAAAUAAUUGAAAUAAUGAGAGAAUCGUUAUUGUACGAUUGGUUAAUUGUAUUUAUUAAAAAUAAAUUGGUUGAACCACA
This is a messenger RNA of Fopius arisanus, 1956 nucleotides long. RefSeq names its product dihydrolipoyl dehydrogenase, mitochondrial. Gene Ontology annotation, molecular function: flavin adenine dinucleotide binding; dihydrolipoyl dehydrogenase (NADH) activity. The coding region runs from base 180 to 1703 and encodes 507 amino acids. The record is from RefSeq and is a predicted model, not a curated record. Gene Ontology annotation, cellular component: mitochondrion; oxoglutarate dehydrogenase complex. The transcript has 4 exons. NCBI's taxonomy places the organism in Eukaryota, Metazoa, Arthropoda, Insecta, Hymenoptera, Braconidae.